Messenger RNA from Haliotis rubra (blacklip abalone), 974 nucleotides. RefSeq lists its product as uncharacterized. Gene Ontology annotation, molecular function: chitin binding. The record is from RefSeq and is a predicted model, not a curated record. The coding region runs from base 1 to 846 and encodes 281 amino acids. Gene Ontology annotation, cellular component: extracellular region. The transcript has 6 exons. NCBI's taxonomy places the organism in Eukaryota, Metazoa, Mollusca, Gastropoda, Lepetellida, Haliotidae.
AUGGUCAAACUAAGUGACUACAAGACGGAGUGCCUCUCUGUGUCCAGCCAGUGUGAUCAAGAUGGCUACGCUCCUAAACCCGGAACCAUCUACUCCCCCGAACACAUACUUUGUAAAGCAGGGAAAAUAGUAUCGCACUUAAUGUGCACAGUCUCAGAGGAGGUCUUCGACCCAGUAGACAAAACAUGCACAUCCAAUUAUCACAGAUCAAUCAUCAUCUACUGCCGGAUGAACCCCUCGGCCAAGUUCGCCGACCCGAGGAACUGUGCUCGGUAUUACGACUGCAGUACACGGUACCACCACUUCGGGCUGAAGCCCUACCAGUCGGAAUGCCAGUAUAUGUAUCUGUAUGACGAGAGCAGCGCCACCUGUCGGCUGUUCGACAUGAUCAAAACACCGUGCGGUAACAAGUUUGAGCCGAAAUCACCGUGUGAGUACCGGAUAGGGCGGUGUCUGGGUCGAGAGCACUGCAUGGCGUGUUCCGCUUCCUGUGUUGGACAACCGGAUGGGGAAAUACCGUAUCCCGGCAUCCCCCGCACGCGCUACCAUCUGUUCUGUAGAGGGGAGAGGACGGUGGAGAUUCAAGAAUGUCCCAAGGGAUAUAUAUUCCAUCCCGAAAUCAGAGACUGUGUGCUGGACGUUGAGGAAACUUCUAUAGCAGUACCAACAACAGCAACUACGACGGCAACAACUACAAUAAUAACUACUCAGCGACGACGGCAACUACUACAACUACAUCACGACCUUCAACGACUUCCACACCCAAAUCUACCACCACGUCCACAUCAACCACCACGGUGUUGUAUUCAACACGCCCUCCCAUGUGCUCAUGUCAGGAUGACAUGACACCGCUGUUUCAGAGACUGGACAACCUAACCUCCAUCACCCACACCUUGAUGCGGCAGAUGAAACCUGCCGUUCGGAGUCCCUUUGACUGUAUCGCUCCUCCGACGCCUGACGGAACAGUGACUCGG